GUAUUUGGCAAAGUGGCUUCUGAUUGGCCUGGGAGAGCCCCGAACUCGCUGGAGUCGAUAUUCAUUCAGCUUGCUCAAGUGCUUGCUAAACUACAUCCAAACACUGGCGGGCCCGGGCUGCCUGCGCCGAGGUUGGCGGUGUGUAACCUGCCUAACGAGAUUAGCGGGGACGGGGCUCUCUCCUCUGCAGAGACGCCGCCGCCAGCACCGGUGGGGAACGCUGCGGCGGCCGGGUUUGCCAAGGUUUGUCUGAAGAAGGAUUAUAAACUUUUCAUGGGCAACUCUGCACGGUGCAUUCAGUGAGAUGGCAUCGGACAGCGAGGUAAAAACUCUGCUGAACUUCGUUAACCUGGCUUCCAGCGACAUCAAAGCGGCUCUGGAUAAAUCAGCUCCUUGUCGCCGGUCAGUUGACCACAGAAAAUAUUUGCAGAAGCAGCUGAAGCGGUUUUCUCAGAAGUACUCGCGGCUCCCGCGGUGCCAGCCCAGCAAACCCCCCGAGUGCGGCUGGCGCAGGGGGGCAGAGGAGCGGGCCCGCGGCCCCCAGCCCGAGGCACCUGACCCCGGCGCCCUCGGCGGGGCUGCCGCCGAGAAGGUGAUGCGGACAGCCGAGGCAGACGAGAGCCUCAGCGGGGAAGGGGUUUUGCAGGAGCAGAAACCCGAGGCUGCCCGACCGGACCAGGUGCCCAUGAGGAAGCGACAACUCCCCGCGUCCUUCUGGGAAGAGCCACGGCCGGGCCAGAGCCUGACGGCCAGAGCCUUUCCUGCCAGCGCCGAGGGGCUCCAAGCCCCCAGAGACCCUCCUCCCUACGAGGGGAAGAAAAGCAAAAGGAGCGCAGACGCCGGGGCCCCGGAGAGCCCCCCGGACACUGCGCCGCUCGCCGGGGAGAAGGAGCCCUCCGGGGCCCUGUCGGGCCGAGUGGGUGCUUGGACCUGCUGCCCCUUCCCCUGCCCCGGGCCCGGCGUGUACCAGCCCCCGGGCGCGCUGCCCCCGUCGCCCUUCCCGGGGCUGGGGCUGUGGAGGAAGGGUGCGGCCACGCUGCCCGCGGAGCUGCCGCACUUCUGCAAGGAGGCCGAUGGCCCGGGGCAGAAACUCUACAGGCCCAUGGUUCUGAAACCCAUCCCCACCAAGCCCGCCAUCCCCCCGCCCAUCUUCAAUGUUUUUGGCUAUCUUUAGCGGGGCGGGUGUCGGGGUCACGCCGAACACGACAGCUCCUGAGGGUCACCCUUCGGGCGUGAGCGGCAGGCGCGGGGGGCCGGCGGUCACACCUCUGCCCGUGGGCGGGCUGCAGGGAAUCAGGAACUGCUGGGCAGGUGCUGGGGCUGCGCUCUCCUCUCCGUGCCCGGCGGUAACUCGGGAAUAAACCUUGCGAAGGCGGUGGCGUGCAGCAUGAGGCACACCAGGUCUCUCAUCGAUGGGCAUUGUCUGAGCCGCGGCGAGCGGCGCUGCGGGCCAUUCCGAGCCGCACUUGUAACACCUAGGAGACCUCCUCCACGUGGGAACAUCUUUCUGGGGCUGCCCUGCGGCGGCAGCAGUGAAAUGGAAUGAAUUAAAUGCAUUCAAAGAGUUCUUGUACUUUAAAGUAAUUCCAGAGAAGUCAAGAUAUUCAGGUCAUUUCGUUUUGCAUGCAAGAGACUGGAAGGAUGGUAUUUGAUAUAGAAACCACUUGUGAUUGAUUUAAGCUCUUGUUGUAUGUAAAUACUGAGAGAAUUAAAAGAAAAAAAAAUAAGGGAAGAAAGGUAAUUUUAUUUUGGUGAUUCUGGAAAUGCAAUCUGUUUAGUUUUGCCCCACUGGGUGGACACGGGUUUGAUUUGCAACUGGUGGGGAGAUAUGAGGGCUGAAAUCUCUGCCUAUUCAGAUGGAUAUAAAUCAGAAGUAAUCCUUAUGGGGCUAGGAUAUUAGCUAGUGCCAAGCUGGUGCAAAUGGAAGAGGGAUGAAUUUCCACGUCAGGAAUUGUCCUGCAUCAAGAGAAUAAAUGAGGAAUUGUAUCAGUUUAAUACAAAACCAUUAGGUAUGAUGGAAGAAAAAAAGGAAAGAAUAGACUGCCUUUAUUUCUGGUUGAGAAACAUAUUUUAUUUUGCCUGAUUUUAAGGCGUUAUCACAAGACCUAGCUGUAAAUGUUUUGCCUAGUAUUUCCCUAUUUUUUUUUUAACAAAUUGGCAUUGGAGAAUUUAUUAGGAAGUGCUUUUAAGUUAGGUUUCUCUAAACCCGUGGAGAAGGUGGUACUAAGACACAGAACAUGAGAUAUGAGAUGUUUAAUACUGCAGGCUUAUGUAUCUAUCCGGUUAUACUGGAGUCAAGAGAAAUACAUUUUGGGAGAAAAAAGGGCCAAAGAGUGGACACCUGUGACUUCCUAGGGCCUGAACCUGCUGUUGCUGAAGCUACUGGGAACUUCUCCCAGGACUCAAUAAGAAGUGGCCUUGAUUGGUUUGGCCUCUGACUAGCAUGGCUCUCUAUGACUCCUGGUAUCUCUACAAGGAGUAAAACCAGAAAACACUUCGAGUGCAUUGCAGUAAUUAAAAAAACUAUCAUCUGCAGCAAUUGUAGAGUAUAAUUUUGUGUUGUCUGGUGGCUUUAGUAUUAUAUAAUCAGGUUGCAGCUUUUAUUAGGAUAUGACCUACCACUGGGAUUAGCUCAGUUGGUUAGAGCCUGGUGCUAAUAAUGCCAAAGUUGUGGAUUUGAUCCCUGUAUGGGCCAUUCACUUAAGUGUUAGAUUUGAUGAUCCUUGUGGGUCCCUUCCAACUUAAAAUAUUCUGUGAUUCUACUCCCAGGCUAAAAGUGCUUUACUCUUUCCCCAAACCUCACAUAUCCCACCAAUGUUCGCUUUUAUGGAAACAAUGUCUGGAAUGUGUUUGUAGUACAGACGAACAGUAGAAACAGAGAUGGCUUUCAUUGCUUUCUCCCUGCUGGCACUUGAUAUGUAUUAAGCCAGUAUAGACUAUUCCUGUAGGAGAGAGUGCAGGAAAUGUCUUUGCUACCACAAAGCUACAUGCAAGGCAUGAGGUGCUAAAGAGCUAAUCUAGAGGUUAAAGGCAUCAGGUUAGCUCUUGAUCCAGAAGUGAAAAUAGGAACAUACUUAGAUGCCUUUCACUUUUUUUGAAAAAAAUCCAUGAGGAAACUCUGUCCCUCUCCAGAAGGAAAGUAACAGAAAUCAGAGACAUUGAAGUUAAAGGCAGGAGAACAAGGGCUUUUAAUUUACAGACCUGUAGGCAGAGAAUAUUUUUACAUGAAAAUGGGGGGCUUUCUCACAUCAAUUGCUCUAUGUCAUGUAAUCCAGAUGCAGGCAGAUGCUGAACUCAGUAUCAGUACUAUCAAUGCAGAGCAUUGGUAUUGGUCUGGAUUUCCAUCUGGGUGGCCAGACCAGGUCAUGGAAUGAACUAUUGGUAUUGCAGUAGUUGCUGUGUUCAAGUGUUCCUCCUUGAGUUCAUUAGAGAAAUUUCAAAGUGCUGUGGAUCACACCAGAAUCAGGAUUUCUAUAAAAAUUAAAAUACUUGGCAAAGUGGAUUGCCGCUGUAUAAAUUUAAUUUCUGAAGAAAUCCAGAGAAAAAAGAUAGUUGAAACCAAGUUUCUAUCUUUUGAGUAUGAAAUUCCUAGUUUUCUUUUUUCCCCUUCUUUUAAUCUCUUUUUAAAAAAUAUUUGAAUGUAUAUUGCUGCACAUUUUCCAUGUAGUAGAAUAAUGUGUUUUAAAGUUAUGAUGAAGGAUUGAAACAGACCAUUCUAAAUGACCUCUGACUCAAAUAUUUAUGCUCCUACACUCAGAUUUAAACUAAUGUUACUUUUUCAAAAUCCUUUGUGACAUGGAAGCUCCCCCCCACCCCAGCCCAAGGCAGGCAGUGGCCCUUGCUGGGGCUUUGAACUGGAGCAGCAGUGAAGUAAAACACAAAUGAACAGAAGACAAUUGUUAAGUAUAUUCAAAAUCCCUGAAUGGGGAUGUGUGAGACUUUCCAAAAGGUUUGCAAAUAAUAGCAACUCUACCUCCUCUCUAGCAAUACUUAUUGUUCUCUCAUCCCUGAGGUUAACAACAGAAUUAUUAAUUGUUCAAGCUUGGAUAGAUUCAGAAUUUUCCUGGAUAUUUUUGUGUUUGGUUGGUCGAUGGUUGUUGCUGCUAUUCAGGACAGCUGAUAGUCCUUAAGAAUCUACUGGUUUAUUCAUACUUUGUUUGAAAGAUGCAAACAUAACAUUUGAGAGCUGCUAUUUACUAGAACAGUGCAGAGCUAAUUUUUUAAAAACACAAUAGUUUUUAUAAAUAAUGGGAAGGGGGAGGUAAAUGAAAAAAACUUUCAUAAAAAUUGAAAUAAAAAAAAUCAAAAAAGUGCACAAGAACAUCAAGUGAAUUGCACAUGUUGCAGUAAAAAAAAGUACAGUAACCUGGUAAUGAAAUAUUCCUAGAACAUUUCACAUGAAGUCCUUGACUCUGGAGAAACAAACCACUUUACCUUGCACUAGAAUUACUGAUCUGCUUACAAAGCCUGGCUUGCCUGGGUUAUUAUUCUUUUCACAGCAACUUGUAGAUUGUUGCAUUAAAGGCACAUUGAAUUUGUGCAGAUUCAGUAUUGUGCACAAAAUAGUAUGUCAGUGACUGGAGUGGAGAGGUAGUGGGCUCCAUUUCAGUGCAAAUAAAUGUAAACUGAGUGUGUGAAGGUUUACUUUAAAGAUCAAGCAGAAAAGACUUAAUAGCAUUGUAAUUACCAGACUCCCCCUCCAGCAGAUAGACUCUCCUCACCUCAGUUUCUGAGCACAGCAUGCACUUAUCCUUCCCACAGCUGUGUUAUGUUCCCAUCAGACCAGUGAUACCUGGCUCUGCCCAGGACAGAUCCUUGACAGCAACCAGGACAUGGUGCUCCCAGUAGAAAUGAAGGUGUCUUGGUUGAAAGAAGAAAUGUGCUUUCCAUAUUUAUCCCAUUCAAACCCAGUUUCAGCUUCUUCUAGGACAUAAAAAGAAAUUGCUACUUGCUAGACUUUUGUGGACACAAAAAUGUUGGCUUAGGGGAAAUUCCCAGUUUGGGAUACUUAUGAAAUCCCACUUCUGGAGUUAUACAUGUACUUGGUGAUUGUGAACCCUUGUCCCUGCCAGGGUCUCCAGGGCUGUCACCACACACCAAACUCUGAAGUGGUCUCCAUCAAGCUCUGUCUGUAUCCACCAUCCCCUACAACUCUGCCUUGUUACACUUACUUGAAUUCAAGGACUUUUGAUUUAUAUCAAUCAAUAUAAGACCCAGGCCUUUGUUGUUCAGCCCCAGAAAGUGAGAGAUGCAUGAAUUCCACAGUGAUUUUCUGUCUCUCCAGGUACUGCUUAUCAGUACAGGGCCUUCACUGGCAGAACUGAUAUAGAGAUUUCUUGUUCCCCAUCCUUUUCUAUUCACACAACAUUUUUCUAACCUGAAUCGAUUCCCUGUUCACACUGCAGGAGACAAGUGAAUAGAUCCUAAACUGGUAGUAAAGGAAGUUAUUGGAUGAAACUUCACCAGUGGAGGAAUCUCACCUGAGUUUCCAAAGCUUUACAAGAUCAGUGUUCAGUGUGAAUUGAAACUGUUGGUUUUUCAAUUUUUGCCUUUAUAAAGGGGACAGCAAUGGACAGAGUAAGCAAUCCUGUAACCAAUCCUUUUUCUGCUCACAUCCUGUCCACAAGUGAUGAACACAUUUCACACAAAGCCAUCACAGUCUGUGUGCCCAGACAGAUUGUAUUACUUGUAUUUGUGCAACACACUUUAGUCAUGUGUUAAGGUAUAAAACUCCACACAAAUAAAACUCAGUGCAAUGUAUUUUCCCUACUUAGAUUUCUAUCAUAUUCCAUGGAUGCUACGCAGACCAACAAACAAAACCAGAUCUGUAAGGUCUCUGGUGAGGGAUCCAAGCAGACCAUGCUGCACAGCUCCUCUGUCACCUAAGGUAAGGAGUGUGCUUCUAGCACAAGAUCUUCAACGAUGUAGCUCCAAAUUUAGUUUUUUCCGUUCUUUCUCAGGUGCCUAGUGAGGAAUAAAGCACUCAUCAAAGCAGUUCAGAAAGUCACACCUGUGAACUGAUCUGUAGUCACUGGCAAUAUCUGUUCAUGGUCUCCUUGGCCUCCCCAGCUGUGAGGGAAUGUGACUUGUUAAAAACUUCAAUAAAAGAAUUUCACGGACAAUUAUAGUGGUUCAGCAGAUAGAUGGUGACUUGUUAAGCUGCCAUAAAUCAGUUGAGGAUCUGAGCUGUAAAUAGGUGACCUAAUUUUCAAAGAAGUUGAGAUAAUAGCUUUCAUCAGUGUCAAAGGAAGCUAAUAGAUACUUCAAACUUCCAAAGACAGAAAAUUCAGGGCUAAAUUCUGGGAUAUUUUUUCUGCCUCAGUAACAUCUGAUACUGAAUAUGAUUCCCCAGGUUUAUGUGGAACACCACCUGGUGCAAGCAAUUCAGCAUUGUUUAGGCACCUGAAUAAGGAUUUGGAAACCUAAUUCUGGGUAUUCAUUUCCAUAAAAUUUGCAGUUUGAAUUCAGUAAUUUUGAAAUAAUUUCUCUUACUUUCAAUCAUGGUAUUGUUAGAACCACAGAGGUCCAAGGAAGUCAGGGAGGCUGGGUUUUGUAGAGAAUAAGAUCAUUUGGGAGAGGAAGAGAAUAAGUUGGUUCAGCAGUGUUGCCUCUCUCCUUCACAUCACUCUCAGUUCCUGCUCCUCUAGGGCUUUGUCCUGUUCUGACACCAGCUUCAUGAAAGCAUAAACCUACUGUUUACAGUGCAGCUACUUCUAAUUUACACCAAAAAAAAAAAAAAACCCAAAAAACAAAACAA
Molecule: messenger RNA, 6757 nt
Organism: Prinia subflava (tawny-flanked prinia)
Lineage: Eukaryota; Metazoa; Chordata; Aves; Passeriformes; Cisticolidae
Gene: FAM181A
Product: family with sequence similarity 181 member A
Exons: 2
Coding region: 305-1174 (289 amino acids)
Source: RefSeq, a predicted model, not a curated record